AGCCCGACAAGGAGGAUACUUAUCUGCACAACGGCAGAAAAAUACUUUUCGGCAACAGAAAACACAUGUUAGCUCCUGUUAAUGAUGUCAUUGAUGGCGUGGGGGGAGUCAUUUGACCGUCUUCUGGAGUGUAAAACUGGCCAGCUGGUGUUUGAGGACUUCUUGAGGACAGAGUACAGUGACGAGAACCUUCUUUUCUGGCUGGCCUGCAAAAAGUACAAGAAAAUAACCAGAGUGACAGAAAUGACCAUUGCUGCCAAACGGAUAUACACUGAGUUUGUCCAAGUUGGUGCACCUAGACAGAUAAACAUUGACUGUGUGACCAGAGAAGAAAUCAGUAAAAAUAUCUCUCAGCCGGGGCCAAAUUGCUUCGACGGGGCGCAGAAACUGAUAUAUGGCCUGAUGGAAAACGACUGUUACCCACGAUUUCUGAAAUCAGAAAUCUACCAAGAUCUCCUGGAGCCGGCUGAACAGCAAUGAAAGUAAGAUGAAGAAGAAGAAGACAAAAAAAACAUGGCUGACACCUCUUUGAUUGAUUGAUUUUGCACCUCAGAAGACUCUUUAGAAACUCAGUUAAACAAAAAGGGCUGCCUGUCAGACGAAGGAGGAGUGAAAGGACAUACAGAGCUGUUGGUAUGGAGACUGACAGGAUCUAAAAGCCAAACAUGAUCUAAAUAAUGUAUUAAGCUGCUUUUGAAGUCCAUUUUUGUUUUGGAUUUGAUGGUGCACAAAACGCCUGUAAUUCAAAAAAAAAAAAAAAAAAAGAUAUCACGCCUUGAAAAGUUGACAUUUGUUUGGAUGAACAUCAAGGGUAAAUUCUGUCAUUUGUAAACACUCCUCCUUAAAUGAUUUAGAAUAUGUUUUGGGAAAGUUAAUUUUUCAUUACACUGUCUUUUAGUAUCCAAUCACACAAACUAAUAAGAUGUGAACAGUACCUAAGCAAUAUGAUAGGAUGUAACAGGUGAUGUCAUCUCUUUGGCCUGAUGAAAUUCUCUUUGUGUAUAUUUGAAAAGUGUUUUUUUAUGGCAGUAGGAAAUGUACAAAAAUGUUCUAUUGUUGCAGCGGUGAAUCACACGGGCUUAGAUUUAGUUUAGUCUGGCUGUACAUAACCUGCUGCCUCUGGAAAGAGUUUGUUUGCUGCACAGCUUGGAAACAGGCUGCCAAUCAUCUGAUUACUGUACAAUGUGAUACCACCGGACCAUUGUACGCUCCCUGUCAAAAUAUUGACAGUAAAUAUCGUAU
Messenger RNA from Pundamilia nyererei, 1242 nucleotides. RefSeq names its product regulator of G-protein signaling 8-like. The transcript has 4 exons. The record is from RefSeq and is a predicted model, not a curated record. The coding region runs from base 82 to 480 and encodes 132 amino acids. NCBI's taxonomy places the organism in Eukaryota, Metazoa, Chordata, Actinopteri, Cichliformes, Cichlidae.